This is a messenger RNA of Cynocephalus volans (Philippine flying lemur), 4084 nucleotides long. It is a transcript of the gene WDR6, whose product is annotated as WD repeat domain 6. NCBI's taxonomy places the organism in Eukaryota, Metazoa, Chordata, Mammalia, Dermoptera, Cynocephalidae. Bases 41 to 3406 code for a protein of 1121 amino acids. Gene Ontology annotation, biological process: tRNA methylation. Gene Ontology annotation, molecular function: protein binding. The record is from RefSeq and is a predicted model, not a curated record. Gene Ontology annotation, cellular component: cytoplasm. The transcript is spliced from 6 exons.
CUUUCUUGGCUGUGAGAGCCGCGGCGGCUCGAGGAGCAACAUGGACGCUCUCGAGGACUACGUUUGGCCCCGGGCAACUUCGGAGCUCAUGCUCCUCCCGGUCACGGGUCUGGAGUGCGUGGGGGAACGGCUGUUGGCGGGUGAGGGGCCUGACAUCCUGGUGUACAGCUUGGACUUUGGUGGGCAUCUGCGGAUGAUGAAGCGCGUGCAGAACCUUCUUGGCCACUAUCUCGUCCAUGGGUUCCGAGUGCGGCCAGAGCCCAAUGGAGACCUUGACUCAGAGGCCAUGGUGGCUGUGUUUGGGAGCAAGGGACUCCGAAUUGUGAAAAUUAGCUGGGGACAGGGCUGCUUCCGGGAGCUCUGGCGCUCUGGUCUGUGGAACAUGUCUGACUGGAUCUGGGAUGCACGCUGGCUUGAAGGCAAUGUGGCCUUGGCCCUGGGCCACAACUCAGUGGUGCUAUAUGACCCUGUGAUAGGGUGCAUCCUGCAGGAGGUGCCUUGCAUGGACAGGUGCACCCUCUCCUCAGCCUGCCUGAUUGGAGACACCUGGAAAGAGCUAACUAUAGUGGCAGGUGCCGUUUCCAACCAACUCCUGGUCUGGUACCCAGCAGCUGCGUUAACAGACAACAAGCCUGUGGCACCUGACCGACGUGUCAGUGGGCAUGUGGGCAUCAUCUUCAGCAUGUCAUACCUGGAAAGCAAGGGCUUGCUGGCUACAGCUUCAGAAGACCGAAGUGUCCGCAUCUGGAAAGUGGGCGACCUGCGGGUGCCUGGGGGUCGGGUGCAGAAUAUUGGUCACUGCUUUGGGCACAGUGCCCGUGUGUGGCAGGUCAAGCUCCUGGAGAAUUACCUUAUCAGUGCAGGAGAGGAUUGCGUCUGCUUGGUGUGGAGCCAUGAAGGUGAGAUCCUCCAGGCCUUUCGGGGUCACCAGGGCCGUGGGAUCCGGGCCAUAGCUGCCCAUGAGAGGCAGGCCUGGGUGAUCACGGGCGGUGAUGAUUCAGGCAUUCGCCUCUGGCACCUGGUAGGGCGUGGGUACCCAGGCUUGGGGGUCUCGGCUCUCUGCUUCAAGUCCGGUAGCAGGCCUGGUGCUCUUAAGGCUGUGACACUAGCUGGCUCUUGGCGACUGCUGGCAGUGACUGAUACAGGGGCCCUGUAUCUCUAUGACGUCGAGGUCAAGUGCUGGGAGCAGCUGCUAGAAGAUAAGCACUUCCAGUCUUACUGCCUGCUGGAAGCAGCCCCUGGUCCUGAGGGCUUCGGAUUGUGUGCCAUGGCCAAUGGGGAGGGUCGUGUCAAGGUUGUCCCCAUCAAUACUCCAACUGCUGCUGUGGACCAGAUCCUGUUUCCUGGGAAGGUGCACAGCCUGAGCUGGGCCCUGCGUGGCUAUGAGGAACUUCUGUUGCUGGCAUCGGGCCCUAGUGGGGUAGUGACUUGCCUGGAGAUCUCAGCUGCACCCUCUGGCAAGGCCAUCUUUGUCAAGGAACGUUGCCGGUACCUGCUGCCCCCAAGCAAGCAGAGAUGGCACACAUGCAGUGCUUUCCUGCCCCCAGGUGACUUCUUGGUGUGUGGGGACCGCCGGGGCUCCGUGCUGCUGUUCCCCUCCAGACCAGGUCUGCUCAGGGACCCUGGGGUUGGAGGAAAGGCUGGGGCUAUUGCUGGGGCACCUGGAGCAGGUGGUGACUGUGCUGGUGGUGGGAAUGUGUUAGCCGGGUGGGGCCCUGUGUCUACUCUACCUUCUCUGCAUGGGAAGCAGGGUGUGACCUCGGUCACCUGCCAUGGUGGCUACGUGUACACCACAGGGCGCGAUGGUGCCUACUACCAGCUCUUUGUGCGAGGCGGCCAGCUGCAGCCAGUUCUAAGGCAGAAGUCUUGUCGAGGCAUGAACUGGGUGGCUGGGCUCCGCAUGGUGCCUGAUGGGAGCAUGGUCAUCCUGGGUUUCCACGCCAAUGAGUUUGUGGUGUGGAGCCCCCGGUCUCACGAGAAGCUGCACAUCAUCAACUGUGGUGGAGGGCACCGCUCCUGGGCCUUCUCUGAUACUGAGGCAGCUAUGGCCUUUGCCUACCUCAAGGAUGGGGAUGUCAUGCUGUACCAGGCUCUGGGUGGCUGCACCCGGCCACACGUGAUUCUCCGGGAGGGGCUACAUGGUCGUGAGAUUACUUGUGUGAAGCGUGUCGGCACUAUCACCCUAGGGCCUGAGUUUGAGGUACCCAGCAUCAUGCAGCCUGACUACCUGGAGCCUGGCAGUGAGGGACCUGGCCUGAUUGACAUUGUGAUCACAUGCAGUGAGGACACUACUGUCUGUGUCCUGGCACUCCCUACAGCCACAGGCUCGGCCCAUGCACUCACAGCUGUUUGUAACCAUAUCUCCUCUGUACGUGCUGUGGCUGUGUGGGGCGUCAGCACCCCAGGUGGCCCUCAAGAUCCUCGGCCAGGCCUGACUGCCCAUGUGGUGUCUGCGGGGGGGCGGGCUGAGAUGCACUGCUUCAGCAUCAUGAUCACUCCAGACCCCAGUACCCCAAGCCACCUCGCCUGCCAUGUCAUGCACCUUUCGUCCCACCGGCUAGAUGAGUACUGGGACCGGCAGCGCAAUCGGCAUCGGAUGGUCAAGGUGGAUCCAGAGACCAGGUACAUGUCCCUCGCUGUGUGUGAACUUGACCAGCCUGGCCUUGGCCCCCUUGUGGCUGCAGCCUGUAGUGAUGGGGCAGUAAGGCUUUUUCUCUUGCAGGACUCUGGGCGGCUUCUGCAGCUGUUCGCUGAAACCUUCCACCAUAAGCGGUGUGUCCUCAAGGUCCACUCCUUUACACAUGAUGCACCCAACCAGCAACGGAGGCUGCUUCUGUGCAGUGCAGCUACCGAUGGCAGCCUGGCCUUCUGGGAUCUCACCACUGUGCUUGAUCAUGGCUCCACUGCUCUGGAGCCUCCACUGGACCCUGGGCUUCCCUACCGGCUGGGCACCCCCUGCCUGACCCUCCAGGCCCACAGCUGUGGUGUCAACAGCCUGCACAUCUUGCCCACACAUGAGGGCCACCAUCUCGUGGCUAGUGGCAGUGAGGAUGGCUCCCUCCAUGUCUUCAUGCUUGCUGUGGAGAUGCCAGAGCUGGAAGAAGCUGUGGGGGGCCCUGAGCUGGUACCUCAGCUGCGUGUGUUAGAGGAAUACUCUGUCCCUUGUGCACAUGCUGCCCAUGUGACAGGUGUCAAGAUCCUAAGCCCACAGCUCAUGGUGUCAGCCUCCAUUGACCAACGGCUGACCUUCUGGCAUCUGGGGCAUGGUGAGCCCACCUUCAUGAACAGCACUGUGUACCAUGUGCCAGAUGUAGCUGACAUGGACUGCUGGCCUGUGAGCCCUGAGUUUGGCCACCGCUGUGCUAUUGGGGGUCAGGGGCUUGAGGUUUACAACUGGUAUGACUGAGGUGUCCCAUGGGGCUGGCAUGCUGGGCAUGGGGCCUGCUCACAGAGUGUAGCAGGGAUUGACUCUCUCUGCCCAUGCCCAGCAUUCCCUGAGGGGAGGAGGCGGCAGUGGCCGCAGGUUUCUGACUUGAGAGCAGGAGCUGGUGGUGAGUAGAGUGCUGCCUUGAUGGACUAAAGAGUACGCUCCACUUCUCACAACAGGACAGAACUUUGUAACAGAAGCAAUUUAUUUUGGCUCUAGGCGCCUAACAACAUCUAUGGGUUUUUGUUUCUUUUCUAUUUGAUGACUUUGUGAAUAUUCCCAGAUACUGGGGCCUCUGUGGCCUUAGAUGUGGUUUAGUGGAGGGAGGCCCAGCAUAGCCAGGCCAGUGUGGAGCACCUCACGCACGGCCCUCAGAAGUUGCAGGCGGGCGAACAUCUGACCAAAGAGGUGUGGUUGAGGCUCCUGGAGGAAAAGAGGCCUGCUGCUCUCAUCCUCUGCUUCCCUUGCCUUUAUCAUGCACUCCUCUGUACUUCCCACACAUGCCCCUUUUGCUGUUAGCUCACCCCUAGGAUGUGUACACGGUUGUAGUAUGAGCUGAAGUCCAUGCUGAGCUGUACUAGGAACUUGCACACCUAAAGACAGAGACUCAGUCAUUGGCCUGUCUCUGCUCUUGUGUCCCAGCCCAGAAUAAAGAAU